This is a messenger RNA of Canariomyces notabilis, 2517 nucleotides long. Its product is annotated as Pkinase-domain-containing protein. Gene Ontology annotation, molecular function: protein serine/threonine kinase activity; ATP binding. NCBI's taxonomy places the organism in Eukaryota, Fungi, Ascomycota, Sordariomycetes, Sordariales, Chaetomiaceae. The record is from RefSeq and is a predicted model, not a curated record. The coding region runs from base 1 to 2517 and encodes 838 amino acids. Gene Ontology annotation, cellular component: cytoplasm. The transcript has 4 exons. Gene Ontology annotation, biological process: regulation of MAPK cascade; protein phosphorylation; intracellular signal transduction.
AUGUCUAACAGCGUUUACUCGUCCGGGCAAUUCAUGAACCCCGGGCCCGCGCCUCGCCCUCCUACAGACAAGCCUCGUCUUGGCCUGAUGCCCAAUGUCAACCUUCCAGGCAGCAUGUCGAACCUGAGCAUAUCCUCGCCUGUCUCGAGCACCUACAGCGGAUCGACCAUAGCUUUGCCGAUUUCGCGGCAAGGGUCUAACAACAUGGAUGGCUCAGGAGGGCUUGCCAUCAUCAAGCAGGGCCCUGUAGGCCUGCCGAGUAAAAACCCAUUCCAGCAGUGGAAGACCAGAUAUUUGAUUUUGCGCAAGGAUAUCCUGGAUUUUCACAAGAAUGAGAACGGCAAACUACUAUACAAGAUCCAGCUCUCGGAUGUAGUGAGCGUCGACCGCGUCCCAGACGAUAACGGGGACCCAGUUUUCGAGAUCAGGAGACAUCUCAACAAUUCGUAUCCGGGGCCUCCCGGCGAUGAUGACGAUGGCAUAAGAUCUCUACGGAUCUGCGUCAAAACCGAUGACGAGCUGUAUGAGUGGAUCGACUGCAUCUAUGCCCGCUGUCCGAGCGGUGUCGGCAACCCCACCAACUUCUCGCACGCCGUUCAUGUGGGCUUCAACCCCCAAACAGGGCAGUUUACAGGACUGCCGGAAGAGUGGACUAGAUUGCUUAAUUCAUCAGCCAUCACCAAGGAGGAUGUCGAGAAGAACCCUCGGGCCGUCUACGAAGUCCUUGAUUUUUACACCCUGACAAGGCGCAACGAGGAACAAGAAAUGUACGGCAAGCCUAUGGCCACGCCUUCGUCAAACACCGUUCAAAGUGAGCAAUUCGGCUACUCGAGCGGAAACUCCGUUGCGCCGCCGCGGCAGGUGAAGCCCAUUCAGCGUGGCCCCGCAUCCUACCCAACGACACCAUCUCCCGCUCCCGGACCCAGUCCAUCGGCUCGAUCUUCACCGGGCGAACCACAAGCCUCGCAGACCCAACAGCUGCAGAAUGUGUCGCCUAACUACAUCUCCGCAGAUCGCAUGCGGGAGGAGCAGCGCGCUCGGGAGCUGGAGCGGCAACGUGCCGAGAGGGAGGAACAGGCGCGCCGGGAGCUCGAGGCUUAUAACGCUUCGCUCCCUAAGACCAAAGUCCCACUGGCCCAGCAGGAGAUUGGCGGCGGCUACAGCAGUCCUUCUCCACCUUCUGCCGAUAGGUUUAACCCCACACGGGCAGCGCCCAAGGCUCCUCCAGCUCAGUCCCUGAGAGCGCAGCGGCCAGCACCUCCUGCGCCAGCCGGGUCAUCCAUUCCCAGCCGCAAUGCCCCUCAAGCACAACAAUCCAGCUCCUCCCCGGCCCGGGACCCCGCCGCCCAGCCACAGAGAACCCAGCGGCCCGAUCAAGCUAACGGUCCCUCGGCUGCCGCCCGUUAUCCCAAUGGGUCACCGGCGAUGCGGGGCCCGAACGGUCAGACUCAGACACAGCAGCCGUCACGGUUGCCAGCGCCGGUCAAGCCGCUGAACGUAACCAAGCCCCAGCAGGAUGGUGGCGUCAAAGCUGCCGAAGCAGCCUUGUCUAAGCCGGCGCAAGAGCGCAAGCAGGAUGUGCGCAUGUCGACCAUGUCGGAGAACGAGGUGAUGGCGAAACUGAGGGAGGUUGUGUCCAAGGACGAUCCCAACAGACUGUACGCGAAGCAGAAGAAGAUCGGCCAAGGCGCGUCCGGCUCGGUCUACGUUGCCAAGGUCAUGGCCACGAGACCGGGCGCUCCGGCGAAGCCGCGCCCCAACGACCGGGUUGCGAUUAAGCAGAUGGACCUCGCCCAUCAGCCACGCAAGGAGCUCAUCGUGAACGAGAUUCUGGUCAUGCGGGAAAACAAGCAUGCCAACAUUGUCAACUUCCUCGAUGCCUUCCUCAUGGAUAACGACAAGGAACUUUGGGUGGUAAUGGAGUACAUGGAAGGUGGCGCCCUGACUGAUGUUAUUGAGAAUAAUCCCGUCAUUACGGAGGAGCAGAUUUCGACCAUUUGCCUUGAGACAUGCCAAGGCCUCGAGCACCUUCACUCACAGAACAUUAUCCACCGCGACAUCAAGAGCGACAACGUUCUUUUGGACGCCCGGGGCAAUGUCAAGAUUACCGACUUUGGCUUCUGUGCCAAGCUGACCGAGACCAAAUCGAAGCGGGCGACAAUGGUGGGUACGCCGUACUGGAUGGCGCCUGAGGUGGUCAAGCAAAAGGAGUACGGGCCGAAAGUGGACAUCUGGUCGCUCGGCAUUAUGGCCAUCGAGAUGAUCGAAUCGGAGCCCCCUUACCUCAACGAGGAGCCACUAAAGGCGCUGUACCUCAUCGCUACUAACGGCACGCCGCGCCUGAAGAAGCCCGAGAAGCUGAGCAAGGAGCUCAAGGCCUUCUUGUCGGUCUGCCUCUGCGUCGAUGUGAAGAGCCGUGCAUCGGCACAGGAGCUGCUCCAGCAUGACUUCCUGAAACAUGGUUGUCCGCUGGCUAGCUUGGCUGAGUUGCUGGCUUUUAAGAGGGUUCCUAAAUAG